This is a messenger RNA of Thermothielavioides terrestris NRRL 8126, 2005 nucleotides long. RefSeq lists its product as uncharacterized. The transcript is spliced from 5 exons. The record is from RefSeq and is a predicted model, not a curated record. NCBI's taxonomy places the organism in Eukaryota, Fungi, Ascomycota, Sordariomycetes, Sordariales, Chaetomiaceae. The coding region runs from base 343 to 1836 and encodes 497 amino acids. Gene Ontology annotation, molecular function: aldehyde dehydrogenase (NAD+) activity.
UCCUUGCCACGAUCAUCAUCCCCUGGCUGACCCGUGAACACGCCGACCCCGCUUCCCAAAGCCCGAAACAUCCAUCAUGGCGUUCCACUCGGCCGUGGGGAAGCUUGAGGUUGUGCAAGGGGCCGGGUUCUUCCGUUGCCAGGGCCCAUCCACCCCGAAGCAAUCCCCCUUCCCCGCGUGCUCCUCUCCGCGUGCCCGCUGGUCCCGCCCCGGUAUAAAGUUCGCGCGGGGCGACUCGUCCGUCCAAACUCUCCAAAAAACGGCUUGCUCACUCUCCCACCUUCGCACCGGCCGGUUUUGCUUGGCAUUCGACUGACUCGAGACGCGUUCAUCCCCGCCGCCAUGUCUAACCUCUUCGUCGAGCUGAAGACGCCGGUUACCGGGCCCUAUCGGCAGCCCACCGGACUCUUCAUCAACAACGAGUUCGUCGAGGGUGUCGACAAGAAGACGUUUGAGGUCAUCAACCCGGCCACCGAGGAGGUCAUCUGCUCGGUGCAUGAGGCGACCGAGAAGGAUGUCGACAUCGCCGUGGCCGCCGCGCGCGCCGCCUUCGAGGGCGUCUGGCGCCGCACCACCCCGCAGCAGCGCGGCAUCUACAUGCUGAGGCUCGCCGACCUGGUCGAGAAGAACCAGGAGCUGCUCGCCGCCGUCGAGUCGCUCGACAAUGGCAAGUCCAUCAGCAUGGCCCGCGGCGACGUCGGCGCCGUCAUCGGCUGCAUCCGCUACUACGGCGGCUGGGCCGACAAGAUCGAGGGCAGGACCACCGACAUCGAGCCCGACAUGUUCCAUUACCAGAGGCGAGAGCCGAUUGGCGUGUGUGGCCAGAUCAUCCCCUGGAACUUCCCGCUCCUGAUGCUCGCCUGGAAGAUCGGCCCCGCCCUGGCCACGGGCAACACCAUUGUGCUCAAGACGGCCGAGCAGACGCCUCUAUCCGCCCUUGUGUUUGCUCAGUUCGUGAAGGAGGCCGGCUUCCCCCCCGGCGUCCUCAACAUCAUCUCCGGCUUCGGCCCGGUCGCCGGUGCCGCCAUCUCGUCGCACAUGGACAUCGACAAGGUCGCCUUCACCGGCUCCACCCUCGUCGGCCGCACCAUCAUGAAGGCCGCCGCGGCGUCGAACCUGAAGAAGGUGACGCUCGAGCUCGGCGGCAAGUCGCCCAACAUCGUCUUCAACGACGCCGACAUCGACGAGGCCAUCAGCUGGGUCAACUUCGGCAUCUACUACAACCACGGCCAGUGCUGCUGCGCCGGCUCCCGCAUCUACGUGCAGGAGGGCAUCUACGACAAGUUCGUCGCCGCCUUCAAGCAGCGCGCCGAGCAGAACAAGGUCGGCGAUCCCUUCCACCCGGAGACCUUCCAGGGCCCGCAGGUCAGCAAGCUCCAGUACGACCGCAUCAUGGGCUACAUCCAGUCGGGCAAGGAGGAGGGCGCCAAGGUCGUCACCGGCGGCGAGCGCCACGGCGACAAGGGCUACUUCAUCAAGCCGACCAUCUUCGCCGAUGUCACGCAGAACAUGAAGAUCAUGCAGGAGGAGAUCUUCGGCCCCGUCUGCGCCAUCGCCAAAUUCUCCACCGAAGAGGAGGCCAUCAAGCUCGGCAACGACACCUCGUACGGCCUGGCUGCUUCUGUGCACACCAAGGACCUCAACACGGCCAUCCGCGUGAGCAACGGCCUCAGGGCGGGCACCGUCUGGGUGAACUGCCAUAACUUACUCAACCAUCAGCUUCCGUUUGGCGGCUACAAGAGCUCGGGCAUCGGCCGCGAACUCGGCGAGGCCGCGCUGGCCAACUACACCGAACUCAAGAGCGUUGCCGUCAACAUGAAGGGCAAGCUCUUCUAAAGCAGGGGGUGCAGUCGGGACCUAUCCAUUUAGGCCGAGCAUGAUCCGCAUUCCUCUGCAUACUCACAGCAGAGAUGCGGGGUUUGCUCAAAUUCAGUGACACACCGCAUUGACCGCCGCCGAUGGAUGGUAAAGGUUGUUUCGGGCACUAGGUUGAUUGGCAACUUAA